Funneliformis geosporum is the source of this 533-nucleotide messenger RNA. NCBI's taxonomy places the organism in Eukaryota, Fungi, Glomeromycota, Glomeromycetes, Glomerales, Glomeraceae. The record is from the annotation of a GenBank genome assembly.
AUGACAGCCAUUAAAAUCCCUUUCACUAAAAAAAGCAUUAAGGAAAUUCCUGCUAAGGACUUAAAUGCAGGAAGUAAAGGUGUAGAAUUAGAAAUUCAAACUGAUUUCUUAGUAUCGCAAAUUCACUCCCUAGAUGGGGCACAUGGUGGUUCUAUAACUGACGGUUCUUUCCAAAAAAUUGCUUUUGUUUUUCAGGAUAAUGCCGAAAAGGCUUAUUAUGAGGCUCUUUUGGAUAGCAAAAACCAAAAUUUUGAGUUAAGUUUUGAUAAGGAGAAAGUUUUUUUAAUGGUGUUUGGUUUUGGAAAUCUUAUUGACAAAACUAAGCCCGAAGUUCAAUUAAAUCUAGCAUAUAAAAGUAUGAUAGUAUUUUUUGAGUCUAAAUUUACUGGAAUAAUCGCUUUGGAAAGUAAGGGGGACAAGGACACUCCUAACAAGGACACUCCUCCUAAUGUUAGUGUGGUGCGAAAUUAUUGUAAAAGCAACGAUAUCAAAAACCUUACUUAUGAUGAGGAAAAUGACAAGUUAAUCAUUGA